Messenger RNA from Tyto alba (common barn owl), 2370 nucleotides. RefSeq names its product ADP-ribosylarginine hydrolase (gene ADPRH). The transcript has 5 exons. The coding region runs from base 146 to 1267 and encodes 373 amino acids. Gene Ontology annotation, molecular function: magnesium ion binding; ADP-ribosylarginine-[protein] hydrolase activity. The record is from RefSeq and is a predicted model, not a curated record. Lineage: Eukaryota; Metazoa; Chordata; Aves; Strigiformes; Tytonidae. Gene Ontology annotation, biological process: protein de-ADP-ribosylation.
GGCACCGGGCACCGGCCGGGCCUGAGGCGGGCACCGGGCACCGGCCGGGCCGCGCCGAUGUCCCCGGGGAGCCGCCGGCGGCCGCUGUUCGCAGGGCUGGCAGCGGUACAAGAACUGCCGGGAGCUGACCCCAACCUCCUUGCUCAUGCUGUGGGCUGCACGCCCAAAGUGGGUUUUCUGCAUUGAAGCAGUCCUGGGGCAAAAAUUGUGUCCUAAGGCGAUGGAAAACUACGUGGCAUCGAUGGUGCUGAGCGCAGUUGGUGACACGCUAGGCUACUACAACGGGCAAUGGGAGUUCCUGCAGAGCGGCCCAGCCAUCCACAGGGAGCUGGCAGAGAUGGGGGGACUUGGCAACUUCAGCAUCCAAGGUUGGAAAGUCAGUGAUGAUACAGUGAUGCACUUGGCCACGGCUGAAGCCCUGGUAGCUGCCGGGAAGAACCCAAGUUUAGCACAUCUCUAUUCCCUGAUUGCAAAGAACUACAAGGAGUGCAUGAAUGACAUGAAGGGCAGAGCUCCAGGUGCCACGUGUCAGGAGAACGCGCUGAAGCUGGAUGGGGGGCGGCCGGACGGCUGGAGGAUCCCGUUCAGCCCCCGGGCGGGAGGCUGCGGGGCCGCCAUGCGCUCCAUGUGCAUCGGGCUGCGUUUCUGCCGCCCCGCUGAGCUGGACACCCUGGUGCGAGUCAGCAUCGAGAGCGGCCGGAUGACCCACCACCACCCCACCGGCUACCUGGGGUCCCUGGCUUCGGCCCUCUUCACGGCUUUCGCUGUGAACGGCGUGCCCCCCCCGGCCUGGGGGAAGGGGCUGCUGGAGGUGCUGCCACGGGCGAAGGCCUACGUGCGGGACGCCGGCUUCUUCGUGGAGGAGAACAUGGGGCAAUGGCAUUACUUUGAAGAGCAAUGGGAAAAAUACCUGGUGGAGAGAGGCCUGUCGGAUGGGGUCUCGCCCCCCACCUUCCCCCCCAAGUACGGCGUGGAGGAGAGAGACUCGUUCUACACCUCCCUCAGCUACGACGGCUGGGGGGGCAGCAGCGGGCACGACGCCCCCAUGAUCGCUUACGACGCGCUGCUGGGCGCGGGGGACUCCUGGGCAGAGCUGGCUCACCGCGCGUUCUUCCACGGGGGCGACAGCGACUCCACCGCCGCCAUCGCGGCCUGCUGGUGGGGGGCCCUGCAUGGCUUCCGGGGGGUCCACGCCUCCCUCUACGCCCACCUGGAGUACAGGGACCGCCUGGAGCAGGUGGCCAAGGGCUUGUACAACAUGGCCUAGGCGGGGCGGGGGGUGGCAGGGCCCCCCCAGGGGCGCACUGACCCUCUUCCCCCCCCCCCCCCCCCCCCCCCCUCAAUGUUUUGCACGAACUCUGUUUGCGAACCCGCCGGAUUGAAGCGCGCGAGAGCCAGGCCUGCUUUUUCUGUUUGUCUGUGUCGGCUUCGGUGGGCGGGCCAUUUUGGAGCGAGCAGCUUGGGGCUUGUGGGCGUAGGGAAGCAGCGGCGAGGGGGUUUGAUGGAAGCACGCAACGGUGCCUCGAGCAGCCAAGCCCCGAGACAUCCCUCCUCCGCUGCGCCGCGGCGGCCGCGCGUCGUGCCGUCCUCAGGGGGAGCGGGAGCCACGCUCCAGCAGCAGGGCGGGCAGCAGAACCCACUCAGGCCGCCCCAAACCAGGGUCCUGCCCGUAGGAGCACGCCAGAGGGGGCCAGGGGUGCGCACCCAGAGGCGCCCCCCUGGCAAACCCGCGGUGGCUAGCCCACACUCGCUGCCUGGUACUGUCAAGGGGCAGUGCUGGGGACACCACUUGCCGUCUAGCACUGAGCAGCUGUGGAGCUGAAACCUCCGCUCCUUAGCACAGAGACUGUAGCCCAGGAGAGCCUACUGGGGGCAGCGGGCAAACUGCCAGUUGUGUCUGGGGACAACAGUUUUCUCACACAAUUAUUUCAGCGGAGGGUAUUUUUUUGUUUUAAAUGAUUUUUGGGGAAAAAAAAACAACAACAAACCCAACCUUAACAGCUGUGUUAGCAGUGCAUUUUGCACAAUUUCACAGCGCUUUUGCUAUACAGGUAAGAAGGUAUCCCACUACUUCCCUAUUUCAAUUUAUGUGGGAGUUCAAGACUACUGACCAAACCCUUACUAAAGGUAAAAAUGCGAGUAAUGAGCUUAACAGGCUGCAUUUUACAUCAACUUAAGCAACUUCUGUAGUGAAUUAUAUUAUUCUGCUUACAUCAAGGUUACUAAAGGAUAUUUGCUUAACAUUUGUUAUCGAUAAUUCUAUAAAAUGUGGUUUUUCUUCAAACCCAGACUAUGGAACAGCAAAGUACUUAAUACUGUCAGAGCAAUUUCAAAAAUGGUGUAUCCCAUUCAAUAAAGAGCCCUGACACA